Messenger RNA from Phytophthora nicotianae INRA-310, 630 nucleotides. RefSeq lists its product as hypothetical. Bases 60 to 422 code for a protein of 120 amino acids. Gene Ontology annotation, molecular function: methylated-DNA-[protein]-cysteine S-methyltransferase activity. The record is from RefSeq and is a predicted model, not a curated record. NCBI's taxonomy places the organism in Eukaryota, Oomycota, Peronosporomycetes, Peronosporales, Peronosporaceae. The transcript has 5 exons. Gene Ontology annotation, biological process: DNA repair.
CGCCAACUUGAACGUGGGACUGGUCAGCAUCUUCACAAUCGAUUUUGCUACGACGUACGAUGACGGUUCGCAGCUUGAAGACGAAGAAAACUCCAGCGAAGACAGUGCAAAAGCGCAAGCCUGGUGUCACGAUGAAGAGCAAGUCCAAGGCGACGCUGCACAUUCUGUGGCGAGGCAAGCAGAUCACGGAGUUUGAAUCGCGAGUGUACGAGCUCAUUUCAAAGAUUCCGGCAGGCAAGGUGAGCACCUACGGCGGCGUGGCGCAAGCACUUCACUCUGGACCACGAUGCGUCGGCCAAGCCUUACGUAAGAAUCCAUUCGCCCCCGAGGUUCCGUGUCACCGCGUCGUGGCUGCUACGCUUGACAUUGGAGGCUUUCAAGGUGCUACUUUGAGAAGAUAUUGGAUAAAGGGUGUAGGCUGAACACGAUAUUUAUUAUGUAGGUGCAACUGGAGAGGAUUCGCCUUGCAUCCAGAAGAAGCGGACACUGUUGGCAAAGGAAGGAGUUCGCUUUACGAAGGAGCACAAGAUCGAUGCAGCCUGCCUCCAUGAGUUCGAAUAACCAAGCCAUUUGAGUAUUCAUCAACAUCUAAGUCCAUUACAAAGUGUAUGUCUUCCACUCUAAAGCUUA